UCCUUCAUAAUGAGCCAAGAAAACAAGAAGCCAUUACUAUCUGCUGCAGGUAACGCUUCGUGCUCUAAACAUGAAGAAGAAGAAGAGCAUAAUAAUGUCAUCAAUGCCCAAAUGGUCCCUUUCGUAGCUUCUUCGUCUGCCAUGGAGGUAAUUGAAACCCACAAGCCAUACUGUUGUAAUCGAUAUAAUGAUGUUAAGUACAUGGAGUGCCUGAAGAACCAUGCAGCCGCCAUGGGUGGCACCGCCACCGACGGCUGCGGCGAGUUUAUGCCGGCUGGCGAAGACGGCAGCCUUGAAGCCCUCAAAUGCUCCGCCUGUCAAUGCCAUCGGAAUUUCCACCGGAAACUCAUCAUAAAAGGAUGCCCAUGGGCGAGCUGCAGUUUCACAUUUCCUUGUUCACAAAACAAAGGCGCAACGCCGCCGUUGGCGUACAACAAUAAUAAUAAUACGUCAAGCGGCGGCGGCGGCGGCGUUUCAGAUUGGGAGGCGGAGAAAGAAGAUGCGGCGGCGGCGGAGGAGGAGGGUUUAGAGAGGAAAAAGAGAUUCAGGACGAAGUUCAGUGGGGAGCAAAAGGAGAAAAUGGUGGCGUUUGCAGAGAGAGUAGGGUGGAAGAUUCAGAAUGCUGAGAGCUCUGUAGUGCACCACUUCUGUCAAGAAAUUGGGGUGAAGAGGAGAGUCCUUAAGGUUUGGAUGCACAAUAACAAAAACAACUUUGCUGCCCAGGCCAGGCCAACAAAUUAAACUAACUACCCCCAUCCUAGAUUCAACCAC
Ipomoea nil (Japanese morning glory) is the source of this 771-nucleotide messenger RNA. RefSeq names its product zinc-finger homeodomain protein 4-like. Gene Ontology annotation, cellular component: nucleus. Lineage: Eukaryota; Viridiplantae; Streptophyta; Magnoliopsida; Solanales; Convolvulaceae. Gene Ontology annotation, molecular function: transcription cis-regulatory region binding; DNA-binding transcription factor activity. The record is from RefSeq and is a predicted model, not a curated record. Gene Ontology annotation, biological process: regulation of DNA-templated transcription; regulation of developmental process. Bases 10 to 741 code for a protein of 243 amino acids. The transcript has 2 exons.